AUGCUGGCCGACAGUCUGGUGGAAGAGUUCGAAAUCCGCGAGGAUGAGCCCUGGUACGACCAGCAGGACCUGCAGCAAGAUCUUCACCUUGCUGCUGAGCUUGGGAAGACACUACUGGACCGUAACACUGAACUAGAAGAAUCCUUACAGCAAAUGUAUGCAACAAAUCAAGAGCAAUUGCAGGAGAUAGAGUACCUCACGAAGCAAGUGGAGCUCUUGCGGCAGAUGAACGACCAGCAUGCAAAAGUCUAUGAACAGCUGGAUGUGACAGCAAGAGAACUGGAAGACACUAAUCAAAAACUGGUUGCAGAGAGUAGAGCUUCACAACAAAAGAUAAUAAGCUUGACAGAGACUAUUGAAAGUCUACAAACACACAUAGAUGACCUGCAGCGACAAGUGGAAGAACUGAAAAAGCCUGGACGGGGCCGGAUGAGCCAGGAGAGAUCUGAGCAGCCAAGAUCAAUGCACAGUUUCUCGUGUUUGAAGGAGCUGUAUGACCUCCGCCAGUAUUUUGUUUAUGAUCAUGUCUUUGCAGAAAAGAUUACUUCAAUGGAUAGUCAGCUAAGUCCUCUAGAAGAAGAAAAUGAGAAAUUAAAGAAGGCAGUGACAGUUCUGCAAGCCCAGCUGAGCCUAGAGAAGGAGAAGAGGGUAAGCAUGGAAGAGGAAUACAAUCUUAUGGUGAAAGAAAACUGUGACCUGGAGCGGAGGCUGGUCGAUACAGACUUGUAUCGGGCUCGUGCGGAGGAACUGGAAGCAGAAGUAGCUGAAAUGCGACAGAUACUUCAGUCUGAAAACACGCUCCAUAAUGCAGAGAAAUUGGUGCCGGAAUCCUUCUUCAUUUCCUUCAAGGAAUCUCUAGACAAGGAGCUUGGUCAGAGCCUGGCAGAUGAUGGACUUCUGACAGUAUCGGAGCUUGAGAAGAAGGCACUGAAACGGAGCAGCAGUGAAAGCCUCCUGAGCAGUGCUGCCGGGGCAGACAUUCUCAGGGGCCAUGAAGAAACGUGUAUUAGGAGAGCUGAAGCUGUGAAGCAGCGAGGAAUCUCUGUACUCAAUGAAGUUGAUGCUCAGUACAAUGCUCUGAAAGUGAAGUACGAGGAGCUUUUGAAGAAAUGUCAAAUGGAUGAAGAUUCUUUGAAACACAAGGCUGUACAAACAAUGAAGCAGUAUUCCAAAGACCUAAAUGUGGGGAACACCCAGUAUGAUCUUUCAGCUAGCAAUCAAGAAUUCACAAUUGCUGAGCUCAGUGACUCUUCCACAAAUGCCCCCCCUGAAUAUAAAGCACUAUUCAAGGAGAUUUUUAGCUGUAUCAGAAAAACAAAAGAAGAAAUAGAUGAACACAGAGCAAAGUACAAGACUCUCUCCUCUCAGCCAUAA
Messenger RNA from Cinclus cinclus, 1374 nucleotides. RefSeq names its product cerebellar degeneration related protein 2 (gene CDR2). The coding region runs from base 1 to 1374 and encodes 457 amino acids. Lineage: Eukaryota; Metazoa; Chordata; Aves; Passeriformes; Cinclidae. The transcript has 5 exons. The record is from RefSeq and is a predicted model, not a curated record.